Messenger RNA from Lottia gigantea (owl limpet), 1653 nucleotides. RefSeq lists its product as hypothetical. The record is from RefSeq and is a predicted model, not a curated record. The transcript is spliced from 6 exons. The coding region runs from base 1 to 1653 and encodes 550 amino acids. Lineage: Eukaryota; Metazoa; Mollusca; Gastropoda; Lottiidae.
AUGGGUAUAUAUUGUGAUUGUUUUAGAGAAAAUGCUGAUUAUGGUGGUGCUGAGGAUAGUGGUGAUGAAAAAGAAAGAAGAGAAAGGGAAGAACAAUUAGAAAAGGCUCAGAGAAUGAGUAUUAUUAAAAAGCAAUUAAAGCUUAGAAAAGGGAAAAAUAGCAGUGAUACUUCGGAAGAAACAGAAUUUGAAGCACCAUCUUUAGAUUGUCCAUUAAGAGAUUGUGCUAGUCAAAAAAUACCCAAAUUAACUGUUAAGACAAGAGAACAUUGUUUUUCUAUGUUAGAAAAGGGUCUAUACCAAAACUUUAUUACCUAUUAUGAAGAAGAUUCUGAUAAAUUACGCUCCAGGGAUUACGAACCACGGUGUUGUGCCUUAGAUUUAGAACAUAAGAUAUUUAAAUCCAACAAAAUUGCUGUUAUGUAUAAAUCCUCAGUGAUGAAAACUGUUUCAGAAAUACGUAGAUUGACACGAGAAAAAGAAUUACAUACCUCUAUAUUUGGAGAGUCUGCAACUCCUACAGACAAUAAUGAAGAUUGUUUGCAUGAUAGUUCUAAUGAUUCUGGAAUGAUUUCUGUGGACUCUGCGUUUGUGACGGCGUCAUCAUUGUUAUCCAAGGAAUCUAAACCUAGCACAUCCAUGUCUGGAUUUGUAAAAGCAUCUUCUCUAGUCAAAACAAAUUCCACUAGUGAUAUGAGCAAAAAUACAACGAAAAGUAGCAAUUCACCAUCGAAACAAAAACAUUCAAUAUCUAGAAGUUCUAGUAAAACAAGCACAUCGGAAUGUAAACAAAGCUCAAAAUCAGAUUCAGUUGAAAGCUCAAAAUUAGACUCUAAAUCAGUGUCAAAGUCAAAUUCUAGUUCAAGCUCGAAAUCGAAGUCAGUUUCAAAGUCAGAAGCUAGACCAAGCUCAAAAUCUUCUCCAAAGACAAUACCACCUCAAAUAGUGUAUUUUUUUGAGAAAUUGCCUAAAAGUGAUGAGUAUAGUGACAGUGCUAACAGUAGUACAUAUGAUACAGAAACUGAAAGUGACAGUGAUAGUGAUAUGAAAACUAAGACAUCAUCAGACAGUGAAUCCAAACCUAAAAGUAAUUUGUCCACAGCAAAGUCCAUUCAAAAAUCUAAAAUGUCUGUGUCUUUUGGUGAAAAUUCAGAAAAAUUAUUCACUGAUGAUUCAAGAAAAAGGACACAUUCAGAGAGUUCUUCACCAUCAAAAUCUCCAGACAAGAAAAAAUCAAGAAAAAGCAGCCCACCUCCUAUUGGUAAAUCUAAUAGUUCAAGAGACCACAAACAUUCUUCAUCAUCAUCUUCCAGACAUAGGUCUCACAAAUCUAAACAUUCUAAACCAUUUAAAGUACCAUUUAAAACAAAGAGUCCUGUUUUACCAGAAAUUCCACCAUGUAAAGUUAUAGAUACUAAAGGUGCUGCUGGGCUAGUAGUUAGAUAUUUAACUCCAUAUUAUCAAAAAGGAAGAUUUGCUUCAAAGGGAUUAUUUAAAGCUGCUGCUAAGAUUAUUACAGAAGAGUUAACACAAUCUAUAAGAGGCUUACCUACAACAGGUAAAGAAGAAGCUAAGAGAAUAGUUUCUCAGUUUAUUGGUGAACAUGAUAAAAUAUCAACUCUACAAGAUUUAAAUACUUGGGUUAAAAAAUAA